UUGUGUGAGUGGGAGAGAAAAAGAGAGAGAGAGAAAGAGUAGUGAUGGUCGACGCCAGCCUGCCACCACUCUGCAGCACUGAGUGGCUGCAACAAAAAGCACAGAAUAACAUCCCAGGCACUCUGCUUGGCUUUUUUUCUCUCUUCUUGUGUCUCAGCAAGCAGAUGAGGGCUCUGCGGAGGCAAUGUUACGACUUAGCUGGCGUCAGAAGCUGAUUCUUUGGAUGCCAUCAACAAGUUAGGGGUGAUGGACUGGAGCGCAGAAAGGAAAAAGGCUUCAUCUUGAAGUAACAGGCUGAUCUGACAUCAUUGCAGUGGAAAGGAAGUAAAAAAGAAAAAAAAAGGGAGGAGAACCUUUAUCAGAUUCGCACGGGCUGCAACUGCUCAACUUAAAAAGAUCAGCUCUAUUUCUAGAGAUUGCCGGAUGCAGACGACAAUUUAAACCACGAUUGGAUUUUAUGGGAGAGCUAAGAAAAAGUGGAAUAAACAUCCUGGGAUAUGGAAAUGUCGAUUUUCUCUCUGCGUGGGCUCAGUCUUGUUUCAUUUCAAAAGCAAUUGGUUCAUUUUGCGCUUUUCCAAAAAGGUUCUCUCCAUUUGGAUUUUUUUUUCAUGUGGUUGCUCAAAAAGUCUGCGGAGAAGGACAGUUGAAUGCAGAUUCAGAUGUGCACAAAAGGAUGGGUUUUCAUUCAAGGUGGCCAUUGGUGGGACCUGCACCAGCGGCUCUUUGUCUGUACAUGAUCAGCAUGCUCCUUGUGUGCCUGCUGCCUUCUGCAUCAUGCACAACCUGCCCACAAAAAUGCCGCUGUGAGGACCUGCAGUUCUACUGCGACACCCAGGGACUUCAGGCACCCCCAGAUGGUGUGGACAAGGGGGCCCUUGGGCUUUCACUACGGCACAACAGCAUCACUGAACUCAGCCCCGAUCAAUUUUACGGCUUCAGUCAGCUCACCUGGUUACACCUGGACCACAACCAGAUAACUACGGUUCAAGAAGAUGCCUUCCAAGGGCUCUACAAGCUGAAGGACCUCAAUCUGAGCUCAAAUCGUAUCACCAAGUUGCCCAAUACAACCUUCAUCCACCUCAUUAAUCUGCAGAUUCUGGAUCUGUCCUUCAAUCAGAUGACCGCUCUGGAACCUGAACUGUUUCAUGGAUUAAGAAAGCUCCAAAUUCUCCACCUACGUUCCAAUUUACUUCGUACCACACCUGUGCGGGCAUUCUGGGACUGCCGCAGCCUGGAAUAUCUUGGUCUGAGCAGCAACCGCCUCCGGAGUCUAGCACGAAAUGGUUUUGCUGGGCUCAUUAAACUCAAAGAGCUCCACUUGGAGCACAAUCAGUUGACAAAAAUCAACUUGGCCCAUUUCCCACGCCUCGUGGGUCUCCAAUUUCUGUAUCUGCAGUGGAAUAAGAUCAACAACAUAACGUGUGGCAUGGAGUGGAGCUGGACCACUUUAGAGAAGCUAGACCUCACAGGAAAUGAAAUCCGUGUCUUGACACCUGAUGUCUUUCAAACGCUGCCAAAUCUCAAGAUUUUGCUCUUGGACAACAACAAAUUAAGCAGUCUGGAUGCCCAAGUCAUGGAUAUGUGGCAGUCUCUCAGUACUAUUGGAUUGUCUAGCAACCUUUGGGAAUGUACCAAAAGGAUUUGUUCUCUAGCCACCUGGCUAAGCACCUUCAAGGGAAGGUGGGAACACUCCAUUCUAUGCCAUAGCCCUGAAUAUGCCCAAGGUGAGGAAAUACUUGAUGCCGUGUAUGGAUUCCAACUUUGCCAGAAUUUUUCAGCACCUGUUGUUCCGAGCACGAGUACAACCACAGACGCUACCACGGCUGCAGAGAUGACGAGCUCCUUUUUUGGAAUAAUGCAGCCAACCCUUACGCAGGACUAUCCUUGGGAUAACUGGAGCUGCUCCACAUUCGCAACCACAACACAAACACCGAUCAUUUCUCAACCAACCACCACUGCAUUGGAAGAGACGCCUGUAACAGACGACUUCACGAUCAUGGACAACACCAUUAUGACUCAUAGGGUUAUCAUGGGGACUAUGGCUCUUCUGUUUUCAUUCUUUUUCAUUAUUUUUGUUGUAUAUAUUUCACGGAAGUGCUGCCCACCCACCCUGCGCCGGAUACGCCACUGUUCCGCUAUUCAGAACCGCCGACAGAUGAGGACCCAGCAGCGGCAGCCUAUGGCAGAUCUAGCUACACAGGUGCCCUAUAAUGAAUAUGAACCCAGCCACGAAGAAGGCGCACUUGUGAUCAUUAAUGGCUAUGGGCAGUGCAAGUGUCAGCAACUGCCUUACAAAGAGUGUGAAGUAUGAACUCUAAUUUAUUUCUAGGACAUAUGGUUUGCCAUUUGACCAUUUGAUGAUACAGGGUUUGCUUUUUGGAUUCGUUUUCCAGUUCAUGUUAAAGAAAAAUAAUUUAAAAAAAAAGCCGAAUUUCUACUUUCCGUGAUUUGAGAAAACAUGAUCAAUGUUUAUUGAUCCGGUGACACACAUGACAGUGUUAGGGUGGUGUAGAGAUAGGCAUACAUUUAUUUUUCUAUGUACGGAAGUUGUUUGUACAAGGCAGGGGCAAUCAUUUUGAAGAAGAAAAGUGUGUCAACUGUGAGACGUCUCCACCUUAUGUCAAUAUUCCUCAAUAAGUAGAAACAUUGCGUCCUGAUUUUAUAGAUAUUUGAAAUCACUUCUUUCCACACCACAGACACUGUAAACAAAGCCACCAACAUAGACUGAACAUUGUCUAAAUUGAAUUGUUCUGAGACAUUUGCAUUCACAAGUUACAAAUCACCGUUCCUGUGAACAAUCUAUUUGACACACGAAUGAGCCAAGCCCAUUUCUAAAUGUUUUAUGUUUGUUGCAACACUGACAUACACCUCCAACUACAGUGAAACAAAGUCUUAUGCCUUCUGCAAUACAAUGAGUUUAUUUGAUUUGAACAUAACGUACAGAAAUUGUACACACAUUCUCAAAAACAGUACUUCUACCUUGCUAUUGCCCAGGUCGAUUGUGAGGAAAAGAAACGCCAAUGAAUAGUGUACGUAACGGCAGCGUUUCAUUGUUGGGCCGGCGGGGGGACGGAGGGGAUCAAACAUUUCAGUAUCCCAGGCUCUUUACAGCAAAAACACUAUUAAUGACCGACAGGCCCAGGAUUAAACCAAUUACAGCAGGGCAAAAGAAUUAAAUAUUCUGUCCUCUCCAUCAGUGAGUCGGCAACAUUUAUUCAUCCGCAAAUAUAGUUCUUAAUAGACUCAAAUCUCUACAGCAAAUAAUAGAAUAUAUUAAAGUUUAUUUUUCAUUGUUUUUAUUCAGAGAAAGACUAUUUGCAGACUUGUAUACAACAGUUACUAGGUGUGGCAGGUCAACCUAAAAUUUCGACAAUGCCAUGAAGACAAAUGGACAUCAAGUGAUAAGCAAACAGCAAGCCUGGGUCAGGAGACAUUUGUAUGCAGGAGGGAGAGGGUGUGCAUUAGCAUCAGACUAAAGCUACUGCCGCAGCUCCGCACUUUGUGCUCAGAUUGGUGAUGGGGGGCAGGGUGAAGGAGAGAACCACAGAGGAUAUGAUGCGAAGCAUGGAAGGAGCAACUUGAGGUUAGGGCUUUUAUUUAAAGUAAUGUGCAUAUUUUUGAGUUUUUGAAAAAUGUGGAACAAUAAACACUGAUUGACAAGACAUUUUCUUUGCUCUGAAAACUCUACAAUGUACUGCAACAUUUUCACCAAAAUGUGUCAGCUUUUGAACAUGUCAAGAAAAUGUUUGAUUAAUUGACCAACAUUGGAACAUUCCAAAACACCCUAACAAACCCACGUUACUCAUCAAGUUGGUUUGAAACAUUUUGCCUGUGUGGCAGUACAUUUUCAUGUGUUUUUAUCCAUCAAAAAAAUACAUUUAAAAGCAAAGGAAAAUAGGAGUCCCAAAAUCAAGCAGCUCUGCUGUGUUUUUCUACUUUUGAUUUCACAUUGCUAUUAUAACAACCCGUUUAUUUGUCUUGCAUGUUUUAAAGUGCCACUCAGGACACAGAGACGUUCAUUUAUGGUACAGCAAAAGCAAGGAUUAUAUGGCAUUCCAAUAAAGUAAACAUCUCACUGUUAAAAUCUAUGGUUGUACCAUGUGAUGGAAAAGCCACAGCAUUUGUAGAAAUAUGCAUCCCUCUGCACUUUGGCUCUUUGUAUAAUGUUUUGGUUUCCUCGUCAUCCUCUAGGCUCCCUAUACCCACCCCCAAAAAAUAAAAGGAAAAAACAAGCAAACAGAAUCCCUCCCUCUCUUACCCAGCAUUUUCGUGUAAAAUGAAUGCUUUGCAUAUUUUGUAUUGUAAAUGUAUGAUUUCAUAUCUGUAUAGUGCAUACAAUGUGCCAUCAUCAUAAAAAAAAUAUCGUCAAACAUUACAGUAUAUUUUUAAAUAAAAUUGUUCAAUUAA
Molecule: messenger RNA, 4407 nt
Organism: Hippocampus zosterae (dwarf seahorse)
Lineage: Eukaryota; Metazoa; Chordata; Actinopteri; Syngnathiformes; Syngnathidae
Gene: lrrtm2
Product: leucine rich repeat transmembrane neuronal 2
Exons: 2
Coding region: 458-2311 (617 amino acids)
Molecular function (GO): protein binding
Source: RefSeq, a predicted model, not a curated record